Electrophorus electricus (electric eel) is the source of this 2851-nucleotide messenger RNA. RefSeq names its product protein SSUH2 homolog. NCBI's taxonomy places the organism in Eukaryota, Metazoa, Chordata, Actinopteri, Gymnotiformes, Gymnotidae. The record is from RefSeq and is a predicted model, not a curated record. Gene Ontology annotation, molecular function: heat shock protein binding.
AAAGUCUCAGUUAUCAAGUUUAAAUUAUACAGACAAAUAAGAAGCUUCUAAGUAAAGAAAUGGUAACAUUUUUUCCCUUUGGAGAGCGAGCAAGAGCGAGCCAUUUGAGAAUGGAGACGAUUAAUCAAACGUUAUAGGUUGGAGAGCAGAAGGGGUGGAGUCCCACAGUAAUAUAAUCUGCUCAAAGGCGAAUUCUUUCGCAAACUGCAAAGCAUAAAGAAAGAAAAGUAGAACAACAAAGCAGAUUCUCCCUACAUUUAUAAUGGCUUAUCCAGUCAACCAAGCUAUGUAUCCACCAGCGUUUGGAAUGCAAGCCCCACCUACCUCUUUUCCUGGAUACGAGGGUCUUGUACCCGGAGUUAGCGGUGGAUUUCUCCCUCCUCCCCCUCCACAAGUCUUGCCCACUCCAGUACACACAACCCAGCAAGACUGGAGCAUUCCUAGGCUCUCUGAGGAAGCUGCCAGAGAAGCUUUCACCAGCUUUGUGGACUCUCAUUGCUGUUAUUCUUCUGAGCCAGUGAAAGAUGGAGUGAUUACCAGCAUGGAACAAUUCAACACCUUCCGUUAUCGACUGGAGACCUUCACAGAGUCCCGGAAAACUGAAUGGGCCACGAAGCCUUAUGAAGGUGAGACGAUGAACCCUUUCACACAGCCGCCUCCUGGUCCAUGGGAAAUGCCAGUUAAGGCCCCCGUCAUGUUUAAAGACCAUGUUCAGGAACUUGAAAUCCCUAACUCACAGUCGAUCAAGCCCUGUGACACAUGCUCAGCCUCAGGAAGAGUUAAAUGCAAUAAAUGUAGUGGCACGGGGUCUAUAACGUGCUCGACAUGCAGGGGUGCUGGGAAGGACUCCGCAGAGGACAGAUGCAAUUCAUGCAAUGGCACAGGGAAACAGAAGUGUUCCGACUGUUCCGGUCAGGGAACUGAGGAAUGUGGGACCUGUAAAGGGAAACGGCAGCUUCUCUCAUACAUCAAGCUUAUGGUGCAAUGGAAAAACAAUGUGGAAGAUUUUAUUGUGGAGCAGUCAAGUGGUUUGGAUGUAGCGAAUUUGGGAGAGGUUUCUGGAAAGCCACUCUUCAAAGAUGCCCUGCAAAUGGUAUAUCCAAUGACUGGUUUCCCACAUCCUGGUGUGGCUGAAGCCUCUGAAAAAAUGGUCAUGGAGCAUCGCAGCAAAUAUUCACAGUCUGGUCGUAUCAUGCAACAGCAACAAAGCAUCGAACUAAUUCCCAUCUCCAAGGUGAACUACCAGUGGAAAGGAAAACAGUAUUUCUACUUUGUCUACGGUACUGAGUCAAAAGUGAAGGCAGACGACUAUCCUGCCACGUGUUGCUGCAUUAUACUGUAAAAACCUGUACUAUACACCCCAUAAGCAUAAAUACCAGGGGAUGUGACAGUCACCUGACUUCAUUUUUAAAACUGCUUUUAUAUAAGAAAAAAUAAUAGAUGGCCAAGUGGCACAACAGAAAAGUGUUCAGUGUUCACUGGUUCCAGGAGUCCUGGGAUGGCUUUACUUCCCUGUCAUUCACUGCUACACUAGCCAAUUGUGGAUGUUUGUGGGAUUUGCUGGCCAUACCUUCCACUUUUGGUAGUUGACAGGGGGAGGGUGGGAAUUGGCAUAACGAUGAAAUUGGAAGAAAAAUGGCAGAAAAUUGGACAAAAAGAUAAAAUAUAAACCAAAGCUUGACCCGACUUCGAUUUGAAGAUGCAUAAAUCAAGACUAGACAUGGACUUGCAGUGUACGACAUGGUAAAGUCUCAAUCUUCGGUCGCCUCCUUUUAGAAUUGCUUCCUGCUAAUGUGUUAACUAGAAUCUGCAGCUCAUUACUGGUUAUGUAGAUGUUGUUGGCAUACAACUUUCAGAAAUCUUGAUAUGCCCAUGUGAUGGCUUGGCCUGUCUGACUGCACCUAACUUACAUGGUACCUUGACACUAAAGACAUCACUUGAGACUUGGAGGUAAAGAAUGGAGACUUGCAUUGUGUGCUUUAUUCCUACCACUGUUUAAAAAAUGCAGCCUUUAUUACCUCUAUUUUGGCAUUUCUAUGAUAUUAUAACUGGAACAAUUAGAUUAAAAAAUUAGUCAGGUCUUUAACAUGUUUACUGAAUUAUGAUUAUGCUAUGCAUUUGAAAAGGAAUUAGCAUUAGUAUUAAUGUAAUUAAGAUGGUAAAAGUGUGAUUUUUACUAACUUGCAUGCACUCAGUUUUAAAGUUGGCUAAACAUCUACUAAAUGAUGAAAGAUAACAUUUGCAUGUUAUAUGGCACAUGCCUUACCACUGCAUAGUUACAGUAGAGGAACUACAUAUUUUUGUUGUAAGCACCUGUGCAGAAGGGCUUGUACUGAGCUAUUAUAUUAUCUAUAUAUUUGUAUGUAUAUGAAAACCUGUGGUGACAACUAUAUAUAUACUUUGGCUCUAUGGGGGCCUGUGGUCGUAUACGUUUCUAUAUGUUAACCUGUGGAGACAUCUAUAUGUAUAAGAAUACCUGUUCAAGUGUAUGUUGUCUACAUGAAAACCUGUUGAGACAUCUAUAUGUACACUUUAGCUCUAUGAGGGCCUUUGGAGGUAUAUGUUACCUAUAUGAAAACUUGGAGAUGUGGAGAUGUUUGUGUGUGUGUGUGUGUGUGUUAUUAUGGGUGUAUGUACACUGUAUCUGUAUCAAAACCCGUAGAUGUUAAUGCAUAUCUUCCAUCUGUAGUAUUGGGCGGUGGUGGGGGGUGGGGGUGGCAGUCAUCGUGGUGGGAUUCUAAAAAGAAAUCAAUUUUGCUAAUAGUUGAUUUAUUUUUCUGAAUAAUGCCAGGGAGGCAAAUGACUAUCAGACAUCUACAUGCAUAAAAUAAACUUAACAUUAAAAGUGGAA